UUCGGUCCAGAAAUAGUAGUCCCUAACGAGCCCCCUGGCCCUGGCCCCCACCUGUUUGAAGCAUCCUCCACCCUCCGCUGGUUCCCCCUUUCGCUAUCGUCCACCACCAUCCAGGUGAGAAGGCCAUGAGUAGCUCGCACUAUCCGGCUGCUGUGGUGGACGAGAGUAAUGCUAAGAUGGCAGUGAGGGAGUGGGUUGGGUGGGAGGAGAUCGUGCUGGAGGGCGGCGACGGCGAGGAGCGCAAGGUGUGCUACUUCCUCCUCUACGCGCCGCCCCAGGACGGCGGUAAGAGUGAGAGGGAUCUAGCGGUGGUGGGUAAGUAUUGGGGACCUGGUAACAUAGCGUACUCGGCGGACUUGCAGUUCCUGCAAUCCCUCCGGACGUCGCUCGAGUCUGGGUCGGCGUCCGCUAGGGUGGUGACGCUGGUGUUGGAGAUCACCCAGAUCAGGUGGAAGUCUAGGAAAGAGGUCAUGGACUGGCUCACCUCGCUCGUCUCAGAUCCCCCGUAUGGAGCCUUUGGAUUGACUUGUCCCGACUACCAUGACGGUGCAUCUAAGGAUACCCCCUCAACACUCUCUACUGCCGGGGAAAAUAAAGAAGGGUUCACAUGGAUAUGCAAAUUGCGCCAUCUUGAUCAACGUCGCAAGCACUACAAAUCCUUUUGCCGAGAGGGAAUGAGAAUUUCGGUUCAUGAUUUUGUGUUUAUCAAGAGUGGAGGGAGAGAGAGCCAUGUUGCAUAUGUGGAAGAUAUGUACGAAGAUGGCAGUGCUAAGAACAUGGUGCUGGUACGAUGGUUUGAGGAACCUGAUGGUGAGCACGGUGUUGCAUUGCCCCCAGAUCUUUAUUGUAGGGAGAUCUUCUUUGGAUAUGGGCUGCAAGAUCUGAGGGUUGAAUUUGUGGAGGGGGUGGCAGCGGUCCUAAAUCCACAACACUUUGAGAUGUUCAAGAAAAUAAAUGGAGGGAGCAGUAGCUGGCAGCCCUAUGUAUGUCGUCGGUGCAUCGAUGAUGGCACCGUCGAGCCCUUUGACAUCGCGCAACUCCAAGGAUAUGCAAACCAGGAGAUAGUGAAGGAAAUUGUUGCCGCAUCCUCCUCGACGGUGGUGCAGGCCAAGCCACCUAAUAACAAUGGUAAAGCUUCCAUUACUGGUCUGGCCGCCAAGAAUCAUGUUGGUUCUUCCAGCACUGUUACCGGUGACAAAACCAUGGAUACACAGAAGCAGAAGCCCCCUCCAUGCAGCGUAACUCCUUCCAGCGUUGUUAUCGGUGGCAAAACCAUGGAGAAGCAGAAGGAGAAGGCCCCUGCAUGCAGCACAACUCCUUCCAGUUCCGGCUCUGUUAUCAAUGACAAAACCAUGGAGAAGCAGAAGCCUCCUCCAUGCAGCGCAACUACUUCCACUUCCAGCACUGUUAUCGAUGACAACAAAACCAUGGAGAAGCAGAAGGAGAUGCCCCCUCCAUGCAGCACAACUCCUUCCAAUUCCAGCUCUGUUAUCAAUGACAAAAACAUGGAGAAGCAGAAGCCUCCUCCAUGCAGCGCAAUUGCUUCCACUUCCAGCACUGUUAUCGAUGACAACAAAACCAUGGAGAAGCAAAAGGAGAUGCCCCCUCCAUGCAGCGCGACUCCACAGAGCACCACCAUUGGCCAGAUCGUCAAAAGCAGUGUCGUUCCCCGUAGCGUGGUGAACUGUCAGACCAUCGCGCAUAAUCAGCCGCCCCCAAGUGGUACUAGUACGUGUAAUGUAGCAGUCAAUGAUGCGUCAACCAUGCUGAACCCUGAGAAGAUGUUCCAGCCCGGCUGCCGUCUUGAAGCCCUGUCCCAAGACAGCAGCGUGAGGGGUUGUUGGUUCAAAUGUGUGGUACUCAGUAGGAGGGAGAAAGAUAACAAGGUCAGGGUGCGGUACCAAGACAUUCUGAAUUCCGAGGGCAAGGGACAGCUCAGGGAAUCUCUCAAAGUUGCAAGAAUUGCGGAACCUGACCACUUGAGCAUACGCCUUACUAAAAGGCCCAUGCUUCGCCCACACCUCCCAAGACACUACAGGAAGAUCGAGUCUCCGGUGGCUGUCGGGGUCAUCGUCGACGCGCGGCUGAAGGGCGGAUGGUGGGAGGGGAUCGUGUUGCAGCAGGAGACUGCUGGCCACGUCCAAGUUUAUCUCCAAGGGGAGGGGAGACUUGUGGAGCUCCAAGUGGAGUGUCUGCGAAAGUCAUUUGAGUGGCAUGAGGAGCAAUGGAUUCCUCUAGAUGCAAGAAAGGAUGUUGCAGCCAAGAUAACCCUUGACCUGAAGGGUGGUGAGAGAUCUUCGAAACAGAAGGCUCAAAAGAUGGAUGAGCAGUCUAGCCAGACGGCGGCCGCCGCAGCCGCAGAGCUGGCAGCACCAACUGCAGAACUAGUGCAGCCUCUGGAGGAAGGUGACGAUGAACCUGCAAACUCUGCUCCUCCACGGAAGAGGUUCCUGGCUCAGGGCUACUCUUUCGAGGAAAAAAGGCUGGAGGAGCAUGCCAAAAAGAUCAAAGGUACUGCUAAUGAAGCUGCAAAACCAGUCGCGGCGGAGGGAGAUGGCAUGUCCCACGGCGGCAGCUCAGCUGAUGCCAAGCGGUGCUGGGUUGAUCCUGCAAACUCUGACGGCCUCAAUUGCGCUGAACGCGAGGGCAAGGCUGCGAAAUCUUCUGGCGUGAAGAAAAUGGGGUCUAUGGAGGGCAGCGGCAGCCAGGGAGGCGCCAGUGGAGGCGCUGCGCCGGUGAAGCCGGUGCCCAGGGAGGAGAUUUGCGUCACCAACGCAGAGGCUCCUGCCGUCGCCAUGGACAAAUCGGAGGUGAUCGACCUGACCCUAGAUGACUGAAGCUGGUGGCAGGAUAUGAUAAAGUCUGGCCUCAACUUUCCAUUCAUGAACUGUUAUUUCUCAGACAUUUCGUGCAUUCGCCUAUCGUGUUUGUGCGUGCUUUUUAUUUCCAUUCUAGGCACAUAGUUGUUUGUGCUUUCUGAACUUCAAAUAAGAGGAGACAUUCGUCGUA
Molecule: messenger RNA, 3009 nt
Organism: Triticum aestivum (bread wheat)
Lineage: Eukaryota; Viridiplantae; Streptophyta; Magnoliopsida; Poales; Poaceae
Exons: 6
Coding region: 126-2837 (903 amino acids)
Molecular function (GO): RNA binding; chromatin binding
Source: RefSeq, a predicted model, not a curated record